Molecule: messenger RNA, 903 nt
Organism: Acyrthosiphon pisum (pea aphid)
Lineage: Eukaryota; Metazoa; Arthropoda; Insecta; Hemiptera; Aphididae
Exons: 4
Coding region: 393-806 (137 amino acids)
Source: RefSeq, a predicted model, not a curated record
ACUUCAUAGAAACAUAAUAAGUACAUAUAUAAAUACAAUAUUGAAUCAGAUUAGAAUAGUAUUACAUGAGAAAGGACCGUGUCAUCGCAACAUUUCAGAAUUUCAGAUACAUAUAUAAAUAAUUAUCAAUCAUGGAAGGAGGACCGGCGCCCAAUUAUUAUACUAUACCCGCAACCAUAGGCUUUGUCAAGCACACUCUGACUAAACGCCGUCUUCCGUCUGUGACAAUCGGACGAAAACGUGCUAAUAGCCCUGGCCACGGACACGGUCUGUUGUACGACCUUAGAGACUAGACCCGUUUCGGAAAACUCUACCGGCCGGACUUCGGGUUAGGCAGAAGGAGACCGUUGCCACAAGAACACUUGCCAGCACCGAACACUUACUAUCCAAAAAUGGACUCAGUACGACCCAAAGCACCGAAAGCAUCAUUCAAAAGUCGCACUUUGCAAUUUGGCCGUAUCGACAGUAGUUACCCGAGUCCGAACACAUACACGCUGCCAUUGCCGGACGUAUAUCGGCGGUCAAAAAAACCAGCGUUCGUCAAUAAAAACGCACCACGUUUCAAAGUUGUAUCCGAGGCAGUACCGGCGCCGAAUACCUAUUCGUUACCUGCAACCGGUACCUAUAAGUAUGGACAGACUGUGCACUCGACCAUACAACAUAGACGCCUAGAGAAGAUGGAAAGUCGCGCGCCGCCGCCCAACAGGUACUAUCUAGCCGCCUCUAAUGGUCCAGCCAAAACGUUUGGACAGAAAGACUGUCACAAGCGUGCCGUUUACCUGACCGUCGAAGACCUGUGGUGUUGAACUACUUUGGAAAUUAAUAUUUUUAAAUUUUUAGGCGUCACCAAAAUAGUUUUAAAAUUAUAUUGUGUCAAUUCACUUUAAUAUAUAAAAUAAGUAU